Ornithorhynchus anatinus (platypus) is the source of this 1239-nucleotide messenger RNA. RefSeq names its product transcription cofactor HES-6-like. Gene Ontology annotation, biological process: regulation of neurogenesis; regulation of transcription by RNA polymerase II; anterior/posterior pattern specification. Gene Ontology annotation, cellular component: nucleus. Gene Ontology annotation, molecular function: RNA polymerase II cis-regulatory region sequence-specific DNA binding; protein dimerization activity; DNA-binding transcription factor activity, RNA polymerase II-specific. The coding region runs from base 117 to 779 and encodes 220 amino acids. NCBI's taxonomy places the organism in Eukaryota, Metazoa, Chordata, Mammalia, Monotremata, Ornithorhynchidae. The record is from RefSeq and is a predicted model, not a curated record. The transcript is spliced from 4 exons.
GGGUGGGGGGGAAGAGUCAAGAGAAGCAAAGAGCUCAUUGCGAAAGGAAGAAGCCCCUGAAAAAGUGGUUUCUUCUGCCACUUCUGCACUGCGUGGAGGGGCAAGCAAGCUGGAUUAUGACUGCUACAGCCAUGGCUGGCAGUGUGCACAAACUCCCCAGCACCAAGGAGGAAAGAAAGUUAAGGAAGCCUCUGAUUGAGAGGAAAAGGAGAGAAAGGAUUAACAACUGUUUGGACCAGUUGAAGGAAGCAGUUGUUGGUGCCUUUCAUCUGGAUCAAUCAAAGCUUGAAAAAGCAGAUAUCCUUGAAAUGACGGUGAAACAUCUCCAGAAUAUCCAAAAUAACAAGAUAAUGGAGGAGUCCACAGAGGGCCUGGAAGCUCAGCAGAGAUUCAGCACCGGCUACAUUCAGUGCAUGCAUGAAGUUCACAACCUCCUGCUCUCCUGCGAGUGGAUGGACAGGACGCUGGGGGCCCGUUUACUCAAUCACCUUCUCAAGUCGUUACCCAGAUCCAGUGAAGAAACCUGUAAAACCUCCAUGAAGUCUUCCACCUCAACUUUCACCCCUCCAGAAGCUGGGAAAAAUCCCAUCUCCAGAAAGGGAAAGGCUCCAGACCCUACGUCGCCUCGGGACCAGUCCUCCCUCAAGGAGGACAAGCCCUCUGAGAAGAAUCCACCUCAGUCACCUCUUCCUUCUCCAGUCCCGAUACUGCAACCCAAUCUCUCACAUAACCACCAGCCAAGAGGGCUGGGGGCACUAGAUAUGUGGAGACCGUGGUAAAACUGUUUAGAACCUUCCCUCUAAUCCGAGGCGGUUCUAUAUAUAUCUUAUAGAUAUGUUUCUUUAAAGCACUUUUUGGAACAGGACUGUUCUAGUGGGUGUCCUAAAGACCAGGGUACUUCCAGCAGAAGUAAACCUCUGUGUAGCCUGCAUUGUAGAAGGCGGCUAUUAUUGUGUAUUUAUUUAAUGCAAUUAAAUUAUUGUAAUCAAAACUUCUCCUCUUGCUCUUUAGGGCCUAUCAAUUGUAACUUUUCUCCCCAUUCCCAAGGCUAUGAAAAGAAUUAACAUCCUACUAAUAAAAACAGAUGCUUGAGGUGUUUCUCAGUAUGGCACACUACUCCCAAAUCUCUCCCCAACCUUAUCCUCAGUGUUACAUGCAUCAUUUCAAGAAAUCUGGAUUUGACUCCCAUGGAAAGAGCAGGGGCCUGGGAGUCAGAAGGUCAUGAGUUCUAAUCCCGAC